Molecule: messenger RNA, 1258 nt
Organism: Athalia rosae (coleseed sawfly)
Lineage: Eukaryota; Metazoa; Arthropoda; Insecta; Hymenoptera; Athaliidae
Gene: Ada
Product: adenosine deaminase-like protein
Exons: 7
Coding region: 134-1174 (346 amino acids)
Biological process (GO): inosine biosynthetic process; adenosine catabolic process
Molecular function (GO): adenosine deaminase activity
Source: RefSeq, a predicted model, not a curated record
UUCGAUGAUAGUCUAACAUCUCUCCUUCGGGAGUCUCUAGUUUAUCCUACAGCUGAAUGCUGAUUUAGAGCAUCAGAACUGUGUAGAAAGUGGAAAUCUUUUGUAUUUUGUGAAUGAUGCGAGUCUAGAAACCAUGGAUUUAACAGCCUUCUGCCAAAGCCUACCAAAAUUAGAACUGCAUGCGCAUCUGAAUGGAUCAUUGAGCCCUGGAACACUGCUAAAGUUAAACGCAUUGCACAAUCUAAACGGCAACGAUGGGGACGCAGAUAGAAGUGAACGUCAGCUGCAGCCCAUGGAACUGGGAGACCAGAAUUCACUGGAAGCGUGUUUCAAGAUGUUUUCGAUAGCUCAUGAGCUGACCUCUGCGCCGGAAUAUGUCCGUAUUGCCACAGAACAUGUGAUACGAGAAUUUCAUGAUGACAAUGUUAUUUAUUUGGAACUAAGAAGUACUCCACGGGCUAUCCAAGGAGGCAUGUCUAAAAAAGAAUACAUAGAAGCAAUAAUAGAUGCUAUAAGAGCCUCGGAAGUCUCCUAUCCAAAAAUAAUGGUGAAAUUUCUCAUAUCAGUAGACCGGAAGCGGGGAUACAAGGAUGCUCGUGAGAAUAUUCAGCUUGGGAUUGAACUGAGAAAAAAAUAUGCAAAGUAUGUCGUUGGUAUUGAUCUGAGUGGUGAUCCUACCAAAGAGAGUGCAUUCAUAGAACUUCUCCAUAUUUGCAGAGAAGCCGGUCUCAAAAUUGCGGCACACUGUGCAGAGGUGCCAAACCCCGUGGAAGUUAAGGAUAUUUUAAACUUCAAGCCAGACAGACUUGGUCACUGUACUUGUAUUCAUCCCAACUUAGGUGGUUCCAAGGAACUAUUGGAAAUGCUCCUGGCAUCCAACAUACCUGUAGAAUUAUGCCCGACUUCAAAUGUGAAAUGUGGAACCGUGCCGAAUUACGAAUCCCACCAUUUCCAAUAUUUAUACAAGGCUGGUCAUCCAAUUUCUUUAUCCACGGACGACAAGGGAGUCUUCGCAACUUCUCUUUCCAAGGAAUAUGAAUACAUAGCUGAACAUUUCAGUAUCGGAUUGAGUGACCUGCGAAAAAUCGCAAGAUCAGCAAUCAAUUAUACCUUCGCUAGCGAUGUCGAAAAGGAAAAACUGGCAGCGCUCUUCGAUUCCACCGAAUAUUUCUAAACCGAUGAACGUGUAACGGCGAUGAAAAUAUUUGUAUGACUCAGCAACGGAAAUCUGUAAUGGAAAAUUAAAAUUAAUAUCAAA